This is a messenger RNA of Hirsutella rhossiliensis, 456 nucleotides long. RefSeq lists its product as uncharacterized. The record is from RefSeq and is a predicted model, not a curated record. Lineage: Eukaryota; Fungi; Ascomycota; Sordariomycetes; Hypocreales; Ophiocordycipitaceae. The coding region runs from base 1 to 456 and encodes 151 amino acids. The transcript has a single exon. Gene Ontology annotation, biological process: mitochondrial respiratory chain complex II assembly. Gene Ontology annotation, cellular component: mitochondrion.
AUGCCUCCCCGUCUCGUUCCCCUCCGCCCACCGCCUCUACCUCUUACAUCCCUCCUCUUCCGCCAUCUCACCGUCUUCCGGCGUCCCUCGUCGACCUUUACCCCGCGCCCCUCCCCGCCCAAGCUCCCUGCUGACCAGCAAGCCGAGUUCGAGCGCCUCCAACGCACCGCCGCCGUCUCCUCGGCCUUCCAGCCUGUCUCAACGGCCACUGCUUCUGCCACCACCGCCACGCCGCCCGCCACCCAGCAGCCCCGGCACACUAUCGACACUGCCGACGACAACAGCCGCAACGACGACGACAACCAAGUCAACCGAGGUCUGUUCCGCGGCGCGCCGCCAGAGUUCAGUGGCCAUGUAAACCCCAAGACGGGCGAGGUUGGGGGCCCCAAGAAUGAGCCGCUGCGGUGGGGAGUUGCCGGCGACUGGAGCUACAACGGACGGGUUACGGAUUUCUGA